GAUUCCUGCCCUCGCCUCGCCCUGUCAUUGAUGGGAAAUCAACUGGAUCGCAUCACCCACCUGAAUUACAGCGAGCUGCCGACCGGGGACCCCUCGGGGAUCGAGAAAGACGAGCUGCGCGUCGGGGUGGCUUACUUCUUUUCGGAUGAGGAGAUCUUCUCCAAGGUCAGCAGCGGCCCCCAGGCCGGGGACCUCAGCGUCUACUCGGUGUCAGCCCUGACUGCCCUCUGCAAGCCGGGGGACCUGCUGGAGCUGCUCUACCUGGGGCCGUCGGAGCACCCGCCGCCGCACUGGGCGGUGUACGUGGGCAGCGGGCAGAUCAUCCACCUGCACCAGGGGCAGAUCCGGCAGGACAGCUUGUACGAGGCGGCCGCGGGCAACGUGGGCCGGGUGGUGAAUAGCUGGUACCGCUUUCGCCCGCUGGUGGCCGAGCUGGUGGUGCAAAACGCCUGCGGGCACCUGGGCUUGAAAAGCAACGAGAUCUGCUGGACUAACUCCGAGAGCUUCGCCGCCUGGUGCCGCUUCGGGAAAAGGGAGUUCAAAGCCGGGGGGGAGCUGCAGGCUGCUGCCGGCACCCAGCACCAGCAGCAAUACUAUCUCAAGAUCCACUUGGCGGAGAACAAGGUGCACACGGUGAGGUUCCACAGCCUGGAGGAUCUAAUACGCGAGAAGCGCAGGAUCGAUGCCAGUGGCAAACUGAGGGUGAUCAAAGACCUGGCUAUAGUGGAUGGGAAAGAAUAGAGGGUAG
This is a messenger RNA of Tauraco erythrolophus (red-crested turaco), 748 nucleotides long. NCBI's taxonomy places the organism in Eukaryota, Metazoa, Chordata, Aves, Musophagiformes, Musophagidae. The record is from RefSeq and is a predicted model, not a curated record.